Messenger RNA from Pecten maximus, 1084 nucleotides. Its product is annotated as thymidine kinase 2, mitochondrial-like. Gene Ontology annotation, cellular component: cytoplasm; mitochondrion. The coding region runs from base 252 to 896 and encodes 214 amino acids. Gene Ontology annotation, molecular function: deoxynucleoside kinase activity; ATP binding. The record is from RefSeq and is a predicted model, not a curated record. Gene Ontology annotation, biological process: nucleobase-containing compound metabolic process. The transcript has 9 exons. Lineage: Eukaryota; Metazoa; Mollusca; Bivalvia; Pectinida; Pectinidae.
CAUUUGUAAAAAAUGUAAUUAUUGAAAUUAUUACUUCAAAUCAAUAAAAUACCACACAUGAUAGCCUACUGUUGGGCGGUUAUGGGGAUUACUACGGUACGUGAGCGGCGACGGAGUGAAUAACAAACGGUGCUCUGAUUGGUUGAUUAGAUGUAAACAGGCGGGAGUUGUGAACAUAGCAUUUUCCGCCAAAUUUUUACCGGUGUGGAGUCCUCUGUUUAGGUGGCGUACGGGAACCCCAGUUAGCAAGCAUGAUUGGAAUUCAGCAGCUGAAUUUGGAAAACCGGGAGCGAUGCCGCGUUGUUCUAGACGGGCCUCAAACAAAAGACUCCAUCACUGUGGCAGUGGAAGGAAACAUCGGGAGUGGCAAAUCUACCUUCUUGCAGUACUUUAAAAAGUUUCCUGAAGUCGAGGUGAUACCUGAACCAGUCAAUAAGUGGAAGGAUGUUGAUGGCUUUAACACACUGGAUCUGAUGUACAAGGAUGCUUCACGGUGGAGUCUGGCUUUCCAGUCAUAUGUACAGCUCACCAUGGCAGAGGGACAUAAAAAGAACAAGGAAAAGAGUGUGAAGAUGAUGGAAAGGUCGCUGUUCAGUGCCAGAAACUGCUUUGUAGAAAAUCUCUACAAAGGUGGUCUGAUGCCUGAGGUCGACUACGCCAUUCUGUCCGAGUUCUAUGGAUGGAUUACAGAAAAUGAGGACACAAACGUUGACUUGAUUGUUUAUCUGCGAGCAAACCCAGAAGUGUGUCAAAACAGGAUCCGAAUGAGGAAUCGACAAGAAGAGCAGGGAGUCCCAAUUGAGUAUUUAAAGUCACUUCAUGCACUACACGAAGACUGGCUGAUAGACCAGAAUAAAUUCAAGCUUCCAGCUCCUCUCCUAGUAAGUACCAACUGACCAGUGUACCUUAGUUCUCCUAGUAAGUACCAACUGACCAGUGUACCUUAGUUCUCCUAGUAAGUACCAACUGACCAGUGUACCUAGUUCUCCUAGUAAGUACCAACUGACCAGUGUACCUAGUUCUCCUAGUAAGUACAAAAUGACCACUGUACCUAGUUCUAGUAAUUAAGUACGAACUGACCAGU